GGUACUGGUCGUGUUGAAGUGUUCUACAAUGGACAAUGGGGGACAAUCUGCGAUGAUCGUUGGGACAUGAGGGACGCAAGGGUUGCAUGUCGUCAACUUGGGUACCUGGAUGCUGCCGCAUCUUUUGAAGGCCACCAGCUUAUUGACGGUUCAGGACGUAUAUGGUUAGAUGAAGUCAACUGUACCGGUAGAGAAGAAAAUAUAUCGAGAUGUGGUCAUUCUGGAUGGGGAAAAAAUAAUUGCGGGCAUCACGAAGACGCUGGAGUGAAUUGCAGUAACACAGCAAGUAAGCCGGUCACAAUAAGGUUACAAGGACCAAAAAGUGAAAAAGGUACAGGUCGUGUUGAAGUACUCUACGACAGACAAUGGGGAACAAUCUGUAAUAAGGGAUGGGAUAUGAGAGACGCUAGGGUUGUGUGUCGUCAACUAGGUUAUCCAGAUGCUGUCAGAUCUCUUAAGGGUUGGAAGAUUCCGUCUGGCCCUGGACGUGUAUGGUUAGAAGACGUCGAUUGUACUGGAAGCGAAGAAAAUAUAGCAAGAUGUAUUCAUCCAGGCUGGGGGAAACAUGGUUGCGAUCAUUCAAAAGAUGUUUGGGUAGAAUGUAGUCUUGCUUCACUAAGAUUGCAAGGACCAUUAAGCACCGUUGGUACUGGUCGAGUUGAAGUAUUCCACAGUGGACAAUGGGGAACAAUCUGUGAUGUUGAAUGGGAUUUCAGAGAUGCCAGAGUUGUGUGUCGUCAACUUGGCUAUGUCGACGCCGUUCGUGCUCUUCAAGGGCACCAGAUUCCUCAUGGUUCUGGACCAACAUGGUUAAAUGAGGUGGACUGUAUUGGGUCAGAAGGGAACAUAACAAGUUGUCCUCACAGCGGGUGGGGAGUUCAUGGUUGCUUACAUCAUGAAGACGCUGGAGUUGAAUGCAGUACAACAGACAAACCUGUUUUGCUGAGGUUGCAAGGGCCACUGAGUGCAAGAGGUACUGGUCGUAUUGAAGUGUUCUACAAUGAAACCUGGGGUGCAAUCUGUGAUUAUGGAUGGGAUUUCAUGGAUGCAAGGGUUGCAUGUCGUCAACUUGGCUAUCCAGAUGCUGUUAGGGCUCUUAAAAGAAGCGAAGUUCCUUCUGGUUCCGGGAAGAUAUGGUUAAUCAACGUCUUUUGUACAGGGGAAGAACGGAAUAUAACAAGCUGUACUCAUCGAGGCUGGGGCGUUCAUCCUUGUUCACAUUUGGAAGAUGCUGGAGUCGAAUGCCGCACAUCCGAUGAGCCUGUAUCACUGAGGUUACGAGGACCAUCGAGUGCAAAUGGCACCGGUCGGGUUGAAGUACUCUACAAUGGAACCUGGGGAACAAUCUGUGAUGAUAAAUGGGAUUUUAGAGAUGCUAGGGUUGCAUGUCGUCAACUUGGUUAUCCUGACGCCGUCAGAUCCCUUCAAAGGGAGGAGGUGCCACCUGGGUCUGGACGUAUUUGGUUGGAUGACAUCGACUGUAAUGGAGAAGAAGAUAAUAUAACACGAUGUAUUCAUCGCGGAUGGGGAAUCCACAAAUGCGAUCAUGUUAAAGACGCUGGAGUGGAAUGCAAUACAACAGACAAAGUUCCACCUCGUAAGAGAGUUCUACUGAGGUUGCAAGGACCAUCGAGUGGAAAUGGUAUUGGUCGUGUUGAAGUACUCUACAAUGGAGAAUGGGGAACAAUCUGUGAUGAUGGAUGGGAUAUGAGAGAUGCUAGGGUUGUGUGUCGUCAACUUGGUUAUAAAUAUGCUGUAAGAACCCUUCCAAGUCACCAAGUUCCUUCUGGUGCUGGACGGAUAUGGUUGAACAACAUCAAUUGUACUGGAAAAGAGCGAAAUAUAACAAGUUGUUUCCACAAAGGAUGGGGAUCUCACAAUUGCGACCAUUCGAAAGACGUUGGAGUGGAAUGCACUAACACAAGUAAGCCUGUUUCACUGAGAUUACAAGGACCAUUGAGUGGAAAUGGUACUGGUCGUGUUGAAGUAUUCUACAAUGGACAAUGGGGAAGAAUUUGUGGUAAUGGAUGGGAUAUGAAAGAUGCUAUGGUUGUAUGUCGUCAACUUGGUUAUAGAUAUGCUGUUAAAACUAUUCGAAGUCACCAGGUUCCCUCUGGUUCUAGUCAAAUUUGGCUGUCUGAAGUUGGUUGCACUGGGGAAGAGCAAAAUAUAACAAGUUGCUCUCACAAAGGAUGGGGAAACCAUAACUGCAACAAUUCAGAAGGCGUUGGAGUAGAAUGUUCUAACACAGGUAAGCCUGUUUCACUGAGAUUACAAGGACCAUUGAGUGGAAAUGGUACUGGUCGUGUUGAAGUGUUCUACAAUGGACAAUGGGGAAGAAUUUGUGGUAAUGGAUGGGAUAUGAAAGAUGCUAUGGUUGUAUGUCGUCAACUUGGUUAUAGAUAUGCUGUUAAAACUCUUCGAAGUCACCAGGUUCCCUCUGGUUCUGGUCAAAUUUUGUUGUCUGAAGUUGGUUGCACUGGGGAAGAACAAAAUAUAACAAGUUGCUCUCACAAAGGAUGGGGAAACCAUAAUUGCAACCAUUCAGAAGGCGUUGGAGUAGAAUGUACUAACACAGGUCCUUGUCCUAGUGUCGAAGAUGGUACACAUGAAGUGUAUGGCAUUUUCAAAUGGCCUGAAACUCCGGUUGGAAAAGUUUCUAAACUUGCUUGUCCUUAUAACAACGAGUCCACUGCAAGUCGGGAAUGUUUGCAUUCAAACCGAACCAAGGGUGGAAGUAUCUGGGGUGAUAUUGUGGCAAGUAGUUGCAAAUUUCAAAACAAACGAAGCAGAGAUCUCUUUCAAUUGUCACAGGAAGUUGUCGAUUUCGAAAACGUGGUAAAUGUCACCCAGGAAGUGAGAAAUCUUUCCUUCGUUAAUCCUGAAAAGACUCUUCAAUCUGGGGAUAUUAGCAACAUCGCUACGAUACUUCAGAAAAUUGUUAAGGUCAAACAGAAAUCUAGCGAGGUUUCUGACGAUUUCCUCACGACAGUAGACAAUGUCUUGGAUAACAGAGAGGAAGAUGUGUUUCAAAGUCAACAGGAACACAAUGCUUCUUCAAGGAUCGUCAGAGCUUUGAAUGAUUUCGCGGAAACUUUGCCCCUUGAUGAAGAAGGCAAAUUCAAAAAAGUUAAAAGAAAUUAUGCUAUUAAUCUGCAAGCACUACAACCACAAAAGUUUAACGGAAUAACGUUUUCUGGGAUGGUAAGGAGAACAGAAAAGGUGUCCUUGGAGAAUAUUAACACGUCAAUCAAAUUUGAUGCAUGUUUCCAGUGCACUUCAACGACAUCAUUCGUGAUCCCAGAAACAAUAUUCGAUGAAUCAACAAUUACAAUGAGUUCAGAAAACAAGACAUUUUUUUUUGUCUUUUAUAAAGAAGCCAAAUUUUUUAAAGCAACUUUAGCAGAAACCACGAGACGUUUGAAUAGCUUUGUUAUUGCUGGGAGCGUUAAGAGGACUCCAGUUGCAAAUUUGAAGACGCCUGUUAAAAUCGCUUUCCAGAGAACGUUUCCAGGAGACACAAAUACUACUUUGUGUUCUUACUGGGAUUUUAGUCUUCAAAAUUGGUCACAAGAAGGUUGUUGGUUUGAAAGAGUCCUUAACGAUGACAGAGUACUUUGUAAUUGUAACCAUUUCACCAACUUUGCGAUGUUAAUGGAUAUUAGUCCCCCAGUGGGGGCCUACACUUCACAUGACGAAAUACUUAGUGUAGUCAGUACUAUUGGAUGUGCGCUGUCAUUGGUUGGACUGGUGUUGACGAUAAUCACGAUACUGCUAUUCAGAGAACUCCGCACAAAAAUUCCAAGCCAGAUUUUGCUAAAUUUUUGUAUUGCUUUGUCGUUGCUGUUAAUUGUAUUCCUGGUGUAUACCGAGUUGCCCAAAACGUCACCAGUAUCUGGCUGUCGAGCAGUGGCAGUCGCCUUGCAUUACUUCUUGUUAGCAGCAUUCUUGUGGAUGGCCGUGGAAGGGUUUAAUAUGUAUCUGGCUUUUGUUAAAGUGUUUCCUUAUUCGUCGCCUUCAAAGUUCAUGAUGAGGUGCUGUUUAUUUGCCUGGGGCGCACCUGCUGUUAUCGUGGCGAUUACAAUGGUGGUAGCUUUGGAUAAAUAUGGCGACAAAAAUUACUGUCGACUACAAGGCUUGCCAUUCAUUAUAGCAUUUUUCACUCCAGCCGUUGUGAUAUUUGUUGGUAAUACAGUGGCUUUCUGCCUUAUCAUGUAUUCAUUGCUUACUUCCGGUACCAAAGUUACUUCUGACCGCAAAACAUCGGGUUUUCAGCAAGCUAGACAAGGAAUAGCGAUCAUGGUCUUGCUUGGUUUGACUUGGCUUUUUGGCAUUCUCGCCAUUGAUGAUGCUAAACUCCUGUUCCAGUAUUUGUUUUGCAUUUUCAACUCACUUCAAGGAACUUUCGUGUUUAUUUUUUUCGUUAUUUUACGUGCUUCUACAAGACAACAACUGCUAAAGUUCUUCAGGAAAAAGAGCACAGGCAAAAAUCGCAAUCUUGAAAUGAACCUACUCACGAGUGAAAAGUCACAGCAAAAUAACUUAGACGAUGCCACAAUUGGUACAGACCUGUAGAUAGGUUCCUAAAUCCAACCAUAUGAAAUCUGAGAAAAAGGUUCCUUGACUAAGUUUAUAUAACCCGCCGAAUGUUUUAAAACAGAACUUCUUCCUUGCACACAUUCUGAAGAUACAUUAUAAUUUUGAAUUUAACAACUCUAUAGCUCUAAAUUUUUAAAUCAUUUUAACUUGGCCUAAUGUAAAGCGACGAACAAGACUGUAAAUCUGAUGUUCGGCUAAAACGGCUCAAGAUAACUCGCUUUCCCCUUCAGAGGGAAUCACUGCAUGAGUAUGUUAUACGCACUUUUCGAACGCUCUGGUGUAAAUAAGA
Messenger RNA from Dendronephthya gigantea, 4888 nucleotides. Its product is annotated as deleted in malignant brain tumors 1 protein-like. Gene Ontology annotation, molecular function: G protein-coupled receptor activity. Gene Ontology annotation, biological process: cell surface receptor signaling pathway; G protein-coupled receptor signaling pathway. Gene Ontology annotation, cellular component: membrane. NCBI's taxonomy places the organism in Eukaryota, Metazoa, Cnidaria, Anthozoa, Malacalcyonacea, Nephtheidae. The record is from RefSeq and is a predicted model, not a curated record. Bases 67 to 4575 code for a protein of 1502 amino acids. The transcript has 16 exons.